Molecule: messenger RNA, 3362 nt
Organism: Spodoptera litura
Lineage: Eukaryota; Metazoa; Arthropoda; Insecta; Lepidoptera; Noctuidae
Source: RefSeq, a predicted model, not a curated record
CCGUCGUCCAGGCCUGAUGCUGAAUCUACAUGACAUGGAGGCUGCGAAAUUGUACCCCAAGCAGCGUACCGCUCGCCCGGAACACUCCCCGAAGUCCAACGUAGACCAGACCUACAGCUCGCCCGACCUGCCCGGUGACAGGAAUAAGUUCAGGAGCAAGUCACGAGUCGAGCCUUUCGGGAAAACUACCUUCGACGUACAAUCUGCUUCGGAGUCACAGUUGCUCAACCGAGAAAAUGAACCAACCCCUAAUUCUCCUCGGUUAGAACAUAUUCCGGGCAAAGGUGAUCAAAGCGUCAGUCCUGUCGCAUCCGACAUCAUGGACCGCAUCAGUCCAGUACAGGAGACCAGCAGGAAGUGCACCAGAAUGUGCAUUCAAACAGACCCUAGCGACACAGUGAGGGGGCCGUGCAAACCAGAGCGGGCCAAAUGCUGCAGCAGACAAACAGCGCCACGAAAAUCAGGAGCAUGUUCCCCCUUACUACUAGACGCGGACGAAGCUCUGUCGCGUCAGAUCAGAGACAUCCACAAUGAUGCCAGGAAGAGCGCUAGAAUCAUCAGGGACUCGAGGGCCAGACUCCUCGAAAUACAAAAGAAAUCUGCAAUAACGGUGGCGGACGUAAAAGAGCUGGGUGAGAGGAACGAGCUGCUGCUGCGAGAGAUGGAGCGGUUCGAUCGGAUGACCAGGAACAUUCAGAAGCUGAUGGACAAUGACGUCCAGCUGAGGAGGACCAAAAAUGAACCUCAGCGGUGCAUGGACUAUGUGCCCGGCAGUGUGUAUGAACCACCUAUGCAUCACGAGAUGAAGAUGAGUCACCCGACGGUCUUGCUGGCAGCGCCGCGCAUCAUGGCUGGCCCAGAUUUGAGCCACUGCGAAUCACAGACGCGCAGCAAAUCCGAGAUUGACCUGACUCGCAAGCUAAGCGAGAGCUACGACAUGCAGGAGAAACUCGCGGCAGAUAAUGCUGAUUUAGAAGUCAAGAGGUAUAUAUUGUACAAGGAACUUAUGACAAAAGACCAGAAUUUGGAGACCAGCAGAGCACAAGUGAAGAGGCUGCAAGGGGAACUGAAGCUUAUGAGUAGAGAGAACAGUUUGCUUCACGAGAAACUGGUUAAGAAUAAUCCAGAGGGAGAUGCUUCUACGCUAAAUAAGGAUACCAAAUGUCAACAAGAUUCUAGUGAAGAAAACGGAAAGUCUCUCGAUACUACUCAUGCAGACGAACUGCUGAACAAAUUAGAAGAGUACAAGAAUUCAUCGGAAGGAUUAGAAAAGCAGUUAGGUGGAUUGGAGCAGGAAGUGCAUCACAUAAAGAUGGAGAUGCAACAAGUGAAGACUGCGACGACCGCGUGUCGCGGCGCCGGCGGGAACCCCAACAGUUGCUUCGACCAACCUCCGGGGCCACCAGUGCCUCCGAUGGCAAGAGCUUGUGGUGUGUGUCCACCGUGUCCGGCGCCGUGCAAUCCUAACGCACCACCGACUCCAGCUGAGAGAGAAGUGGAGAAACUCAAAAUUCAACUGCGACAGACCGAAGAAAGCUUCAAAACAAAAGUGACCGAGUGCGCCUUGCUUCGAGCGGAACUGCUAAAAAAGAAAGAAGAGUUGGAGAAGGAGAGAUGUCAACAUCGGGAGGUCCAGAACAAGAUGAGAGAGUUGGAAAUGAAAUUCGAAGGAUUAGCGACCCAUACGAACAUGUUGUUGGGGACCAAGGAACAGGCCUUCGAACAGGAAGUGAACGUGCGCGCUCUGAAGCAAUGUUACAGAGAGGCCAGGGAGGAGAUCGACGAGCUCAGGACUCUGAUGAAGGAGCAGAAUGAUCAGUUGCAGGACUAUAGAGUCAAGUACAUGCAAGCCCAGCAACUCGUGGAGGAGCAGCGGCGUCAGAUGGACAUGAUGGAUAUGGACAACACCAGGAUCAGUGAGCAGAUCAAUCUGGAGAUACAAAAAGUCAAGUUGAAGUUCCAAGAGAAACUACAAGAGCUAGCGCCAAUACCGGACCUACUGAAAGCGACACAGAUGCGUCUGAAGGAUGCGCAGCAGGCACAGGCCCUCGCCGAGCACAACGCAGAGCAACUCGCCAGGGAACUUAACUGCGCCAGGGAGAAGGUUCACAUACUGUUACACAACAGUAUAAAGCCCCCGCCAGAGAAGUCCCAGGAGAAGAACUCUGAUGACAAACAGGUGGCCAUAAUGCAGCAGAGAUUGGCGCAGGUUACUGAGACCAACAUGACGCUUAAGGGCGAGAUCGAGAGGCUUAAAGCAAACGUGAUUCGUAUGGAGGAGUCAGUGCUAGCAAAUGAGAAGCGUCUGCAGGAGAAGAUGCACGAGUGUGCGCAGAUAGGAGGCGAGCUGGACCGCGCACGCGACGAGGCGGCGCGCGCAUUGCAGCGAGCUAACGAGCGCACGGAGACCAUCCGCAAAUGUAUGCAGACCACAAUAGCUGAAAUGGAACGACAGCUCGCUGCCAGCCGAGCUCAAGUAAAGACAGCUGAAAAAGAUCGCGAGGAAUUACAAUGUCGAAUGCAGUGCCAGAUCAGACGACUGAAUGACAACUUUGAGCAAGCGCAGCUUCGCAUACUGGGACUUCAAACACAAGUCCAAACCCUCAGGCGGACGGUGUCCAGCACCGGCGAGGGUGAAGGCGACGAGAAUCAGGAGUGCGCCUGUAAAAGCAUGUUUGAAUAAUUUUUGAAGAUACUGAGCAAUUACAAGCAUGAAUGAUUAUUUUGUAACCAACAAAAUCAGUCGACUGAAGCUCAGUCUAAAGUUUUUAGUCUUUGGUGGUAUGCGUAGCUAUUAUGUGUUCUGAUGGACAACGCCUUGCGAAGAGAUUAGUAAAACGAUUGGUGUGAGGUUCCUUUCAAUAUCUGCCCGCUAUGUUGUCAACGACUUUAUGUUAAUUUGUUUAUUUCGAACUUAAUGCUAUAUUUUAUGAAGUAGUCUUACCUAAUAAUGAAAGGCGCCUUUGGCUGACUGCCGGCAUGGCGCGGUUGUGCUGCAGCACCAAGCAGGCCGCUAGCGGCAUGCCGCGGCGUCACACGGUAUGUAGGGCGCGUCGCGAUAUCGUGAUGUCGAUAUAAAGUAACAUGAACUCUGAAGUCAUUGAAAUAAGGUUAAAAAUAAUAUAUAAAUUCCUUUGGCAUGGCAUGCAGUGCUAUGUCGAGCCGGUAGUAAGCACCAGCUCUUAGCAGUUGUGUUUGUAGUAAAUAAUAUUAUAAUCGUCUGCUGGUUCCCGCCUUUGUGUAUGGUUGAUUGUAGCUGCCUUCUGCAGGUAAUGAUGUGUUCGACCAGCGCGUGAGCUUUAUGAAACAUAUCAAUCCUUACUACCAAACGAAGGCCCACACCCAAAAAGGAAGACUAAAAA